ACAGGAGGUGGCGGCGGUUGAAUAGAUGUGAGUUCACUCCGGGUGCCGGUGUGUGUGGGGGGGCGGAGUCUUGGUAAAAGCUUUAGAUGGAUGAUCACUGUGUGUGUGUGUGAUGGAGACGGCGAGGGAGUCCCCCCCCCACCCCCCGCUCCUACUGUUCAGUGCACAAUGACUCAAUGAAAAGUGGGGGGGUGGGGGGAGGCAGGCGCACUGUACUGCUGCACGAGAGGGAGCGCCGAGGAGAAGAGGAGCUCACGUGGAGGAAGAGGACGUCCUCCUCUCUGAAUCCUCCUGAGGAGACACAUCGAGCUGAACUCCUGACCGUCCGUCCGACUCCUUUCUCCUGCUGCCUCCUCACCUCAGAGAAGGAGGUGCUCCCCCCCCGAAGCCAGAGAGCUGUCAGCGUGGAUCUGCAUCGUGGUGGAGCUCCACAGGACACAACAAUGCGUGCUGGGAGAAGAUGGGAUGGAGGAGGGAUGAGGGGAUCUCACCCUGGACUGGGGGUGGUGCUGGUGUGGGGCGCCCUGGUGCUGCUGGCGGCUCAGGGGGGCGUCCGGGGGUGCCCCGCUCCCUGCAGCUGCGCCGGGAACACGGUGGACUGCCACGGCCUGGGGAUCCACUCUGUGCCCAAAAACAUCCCCAAGAUCUGAACGGGAACAACCUGACCGUCAUCACCAAGUCCGACUUCUCUGGACUCAAACAUCUCCGAGUGCUCCACCUGAUGGAGAACCAGAUCUCCAACGUUGAGAGAGGAGCAUUCGAUGAUCUGAAGGAGCUGGAGAGACUCCGCCUCAACAGGAACCGUCUGAGCCAGCUUCCAGAGCUGCUGUUUCAGAAGAACGAAGCUCUGUCUCGACUGGACCUGAGUGAAAACCGGAUCCAGGCUGUUCCCAGGAGAGCUUUCAGAGGAGCGUCGGAUCUCAGAAACCUUCAGCUGGACAAAAACCACAUCAGCUGUGUUGAGGAGGGGGCGUUCCGAGCGCUGCGCUCUCUGGAAGUGCUAACGCUGAACAACAACAACAUCAGCAGCAUUCCGGUCUCCAGCUUCAACCACAUGCCCAAGCUGCGCACCUUCCGGCUCCACUCCAACGCCCUGCGCUGUGAUUGCCACCUGGCCUGGUUGUCCCCGUGGCUGCGGCAGCGCCCGGCGCUCGGCCUCUACACGCAGUGCAGUUCCCCUCCGGCCCUGAGGGGGCUCAACCUGGCCGAGCUGCGAAAGAGCGACUUCACCUGCUCAGGAAACAGCGGCAGCGCCUUCGUCCAGCCGUGCAGCCUGGCCUCUGGAUCCUGCCCCCCCAUGUGCUCCUGCAGCAACAACAUUGUGGACUGUCGAGGGCGGGGCCUCACCGCCAUCCCCGCCCACCUCCCAGAGGCCAUGACUGAGAUACGUCUGGAGCAGAACGGGAUCAAGUCGGUUCCUCCUGGAGCUUUCUCCUCCUACAAGAAACUCCGGCGAAUAGAUCUGAGCAACAACCAGAUCAGUGAGAUCGCUCCUGACGCCUUCAACGGGCUCCGAGCCCUCAACUCGCUGGUUCUGUACGGAAACAAGAUCACCGAGCUGCCCGGCGGGGUUUUUGACGGCCUGUCUUCUCUGGAACUGCUGUUGCUGAAUGCCAAUAAGAUCCACUGCGUUCGCGCCUCGGCCUUCAAAGAUCUGGAGAACUUGGCUCUCCUAUCGCUGUACGACAACAAGAUCCAGAGUCUGGCCAAAGGGACCUUCAGCUCGCUGCACAGCAUCCAGACUCUCCACCUGGCCCAGAACCCCUUCGUCUGCGACUGCAACGUGAAGUGGCUGGCUGACUUCCUGCGGUCCAACCCCAUCGAGACCAGCGGAGCGCGCUGCGCCAGCCCCCGCCGGCUCGCCAACAAGCGCAUCGCCCAGAUCAAGAGCAGCAAGUUCCGAUGUUCCGCUAAGGAGCAGUACCACAUCCCAGGAGCUGAAGACCGACGCCUGAGCUACGAGUGCAACAGCAAGCCGGUGUGUCCCGCCAAAUGCCGGUGUGAGGCCAACGUGGUGGACUGCUCCAACCUGCGGCUCACCAAGUUCCCUCAACACCUGCCGCCGUCCACCGAAGAGCUGCGCCUCAACAACAACGACCUCUCCAUGCUGGAGGCCACCGGAGCCUUCAAGAGCCUGAAGCAUCUCAAGAAAAUAAACUUGAGCAACAACAAGAUCUCAGAGAUCGAGGACGGCGCCUUCGAGGGCGCCGCCUCAGUGGUGGAGCUGCACCUGACCGCCAACCACCUGGAGUCGGUGAGGGGGGGCAUGUUCAGAGGCCUGGAGAGUCUGCGGAUGCUGAUGCUGAGGAACAACAGGAUCGGCUGCGUCCACAACAGCAGCUUCACCGGACUGAACAACGUCCGCCUGCUGUCGCUGUACGACAACCAGCUGAGCAGCGUCCUGCCCGGCGCCUUCGACACGCUGCCCCACCUGUCCACGCUAAACCUCCUGGCCAAUCCCUUCAACUGUGACUGCCACCUGUCCUGGUUUGGGGCGUGGCUCAGGAGCCGCCGCAUCGUCACAGGAAACCCCCGCUGCCAGAGCCCCGCCUUCCUGCGCGAGAUCCCCCUGCAGGACGUGGCGGCGCCAGACUUCCGCUGUGAGGACGGCUCCACACUGGAGGACAGCCGCUGCACCCCUGGGCCGCAGUGUCCCAGCCAGUGUACCUGCGUGGACACGGUGGUCCGCUGCAGCAACAAACACCUGCAGCUGCUGCCCAGAGGACUUCCUCGCAACGUCACGGAGCUGUAUCUGGACGGGAACCAGUUCACCAGCGUUCCCCAGGAAUUAGCCACCUUCAGAAACCUGCAGCUGAUAGACCUCAGCAACAAUAAAAUCAGCGCUCUCUCUGACGACUCCUUCUCCAACAUGAGUCAGCUGACCACGCUGAUCCUCAGCUACAACGCGCUGCGCUGCAUCCCUCCUCUGGCGCUGGCCGGCCUGCGCUCCCUCAGACUGCUCUCUCUCCAUGGAAACGACAUCUCCGAGCUGCAGGAGGGAAUCUUCAGCGACGUUUCCUCCCUGUCUCACCUAGCGAUCGGCGCCAACCCGCUGUACUGCGACUGCCGUCUGCUCUGGCUGUCAGACUGGGUGAAGAGCGGCUAUAAGGAGCCCGGCAUCGCCCGCUGCGCCGGCCCCCGCGGCAUGGAGGCCAAGCUGCUGCUCACCACGCCCGCCGACAGCUUCCAGUGCCGGGGUCCGGUGGAGGCCUCCGUUCAGGCCAAAUGCAGUCCGUGCGUCUCCUCGCCGUGUCAGAACGGCGGCGCCUGCCGGGUCCAGUCCUCACAGGAGUACACGUGCUCGUGCGCGUCCGGCUUCACGGGAAAACACUGCGAGACUCCGGUGGACGCCUGUGUCAGCGACCCCUGCACCAACGGAGGGAGCUGCCUGAGCGACGAGCAGACGGGGGGGUUCAGUUGUGCGUGUGCUUUCGGUUUCCACGGGACCUUCUGCGAGGUGAACGUGGACGACUGCGAGGACCACGGAUGCGACUCUGGCGCCACCUGUGUGGACGGCGUGGGCAACUACACCUGCCUGUGCCCCCCCAACUACACAGGUCUGUUCUGCGAGGAAGAGGAGGACGUCUGCUCUCCGGGAAGAAACCCCUGUCAGCACCAGUCCACCUGUGUCAGCAGCGCCGCAGGCCCCAGGUGCGUGUGCAUCCCCGGGUGGGUGGGGCCGGACUGCAGCAUUGACUAUAACGAGUGUUUGGACCAUCGCUGUCAGAACGGCGCCCGGUGUGUGGACCACCUGGACGGCUACAGCUGCGUCUGUCCGCAAGGAUUCAGCGGGCAGUUUUGUGAGGUCGGCCCUCCGCCCCCGUCGCCCUGCCAAUGGGCCCGGUGUCAGAACGGCGCCCCCUGUGAGGAGGAGGCCGGCGCCGCGGUUUGCCGAUGUCUGCCGGGCUUCGAGGGUCCGAGCUGCGAGAAGCUGAUCAGCGUCAACUUUGUGGACAAAGACUCCUACGUUCAGCUUCAGGACGUGAAGAACGGACCUCAGACCAACAUCACGCUGCAGGUGUCCACCGCAGAGGACAACGGAAUUCUGCUCUACAACGGAGACAACGAGCCGAUCGCCGUGGAGCUUCAUCAGGGUCACGUGAGGGUCACCUAUGAUCCUGGGAACCAACCCGCCACCGCCAUCUACAGCGCCGAGACCGUCAACGAUGGCAGCUUCCACACGGUGGAGCUGGUCACCUUCAACCAGAUGGUCAACCUGUCUGUGGACGGAGGAGAGCCGACCACGCUGGACAGUCUGAGCCGCAGCCUGGCGGCGGCGGGCGACGCCCCCCUGUAUGUGGGAGGUAUGCCGGAGGAGGUGAUUCCAGCCUCUCUGGGACUCUCGUCUCAGACGGCGAAUGCCUCCAGUUUCCACGGCUGCAUCAGGAACCUCUACAUCAACCACGAGCUGCAGGACUUCACCCGCAGCACCAUGAAGCCGGGGGUGCUGCCGGGCUGCCAGCCCUGCCGCCAACUCUACUGCGUACACGGCAUCUGCCAGCCCAACGCCGCACAGGGGCCCCGCUGCCGCUGCCAGCCCGGCUGGACCGGACCGCUCUGCGACCAGCCGCUGACCGGAGCUGAUGCUGUUACCAUGACAACCACCGUCAACCCCUGCGAGGCCAGCAAGUGUGUGCACGGCACGUGCGUGGUUCUGGACGCACAGACGUACCGCUGCCAGUGUGAGAAGGGGUACGCAGGGGCGCUGUGCAACUCUGCAGCCGGCUCGUGCCGCAGCCGGCCGUGUCUGCACGGCAGCUGCGCGCAGACGGAGGAGGGAGAGAGCUGCGUCUGCGAGCGGGGGUUCACGGGGGAGAGCUGCGAUGCAGAGUCUCCGUGUCGAGGCGAUCCCGUCCGGGACUUCCACCGGCUGCAGCGUGGCUCCGCCCUCUGCCAGACCACCAAGCCCUUCUCCUGGGUGGAGUGUCAGGGAGCAUGCGGAGCGGCGAGCCACCAGGGCGUCAACGCCACCUCCUCCUGCUGCGCUCCUCUGAGGAUCCGGCGGCGCCGACUCGCCUUCGAGUGCGACGACGGGACGUCCUUCACCCAGGAUGUGGAGAAACCUGUGGAAUGUGGCUGCAAGGAGUGUGUGUGAGGCGGCGGAGGACGCACACAAACACAAACAGAGGCGGAUUCUGACGACAACAGGACAUUUGUAUGUUUGUGUUUGAAGCUGACACAGUUUACAGCCCCCCCCGUGACCUUAAAUCUUCAUCCUCCUCUUCCUCACGCCGUAGGACCACCUGUACACUCACCUGCCCUCAGACGAGCUGUCCGUUUGUGUUUUAUGUGUGUUUUUGUUCCCAACGCCACUUCCUGUCGGGAGGCUUUGAAGCCGACCACGUCCACAUCAUAAACGUUUAGAGUUCAGGUGCCAAAGCGGGACGACAAACACGAAGCUCCUCCCCCAGGCUCAGCGCGCUCGCCUCUAAUGAUGGUUCCAAACGUCUCCCGAGUUCGGCGGCUGCAGGAUGUUCUUUGAAGGAUAUAAAUAACUCAUUUUGUGGAGUUUAAAGGAAGUCCAGGUCACCAGAGACUGCUUUGAAGAAUCCUCAGGAGAGGACGGGAACGCCCGGAAUUAGGAGGAAGCUGACAGGAAGUUCGCAGAUCCUUCAUUAACAAUAUAGUCGUCUAAAUGAUUUUCAAAAUAAAAGCCUACAGAUUUAUCAGAACGAGGAACUCUGUAUAAAACGGUCCUAUGAUGGUCAGCAGCUUCCAUGUAAACAGGGACACCUAGUGGUCGUUCACAGAAACGUAAAGAACACCCCCCCCCCCCAUCGGCGCGGUCAAACCCCUCAGGUGGACCGUCGUGGACACGCUGUGGGUGUCUGGUUUCUCUGCAGAUACAAACCAUAAAAACAAAACGUGUUUCUGAUGGUCGAUAAGCGGCGAGUUCUGAGGUCAGACUGCAGCUCCGUCAGAAGGUCAGAGGUCAUCUCUGAAGGCUCUCGUCGUGUCAAAACUCCUUCCAGUCUCCGUCUCGCUGCUCGCCGCCUCGGCAUCUCUGACCCGAGCUUUGUGCCGUUUCUAUGGCAACACUGCGUGAGGGGCGGAGUCAUGACAUAUUUGUUAUGUGCCCCCUCCACUCGCCUUCAUCUGAGCCAGAUCAGAUCAGACCGGAUCAGACCGGAAGAUAGAAUAUUGAUCUGGAUCUGUUAACCUCCCAGCGUUCCUAAACACUCGUGUGGAUCAGUGAUGUGCCAAACACACCCCAGGAUUUUUAGGUGUUCUGCUGCAGCUGCGGUUCUGUUUGGUUCUGCUCGGUUCUGCUCGGUUCUGUUCGGUUCUGUUCGGUUCUGCUCCGUUCUGCUCGGUUCUGCUGUCAGCGCGCCCCACAGAAGAUCCCCCUCUGUCCAUCUGCUGAUCCCUGAAACCAUCAGAGGAUUUCUGUACAAAAAAAGCUGCUAAAUAAUUUAAAUCAAACUUGAAUUUAAAUCCAGACGUAAGAGAUUUGGUGAAAUGCAUCAUGGGAGGUUUUCAGCUGUUCUUCUGAUUCGGUUUAUUUCACAUUUUGUGCUUUUCACUAAAAUAACCAACAAACAGAUCAGAGUUUGACCCCAAACGCUCCACGAUCACAAAAAUUCAGGAAAUAAAUCAAAUCUGAAUCUUUUUGGAUCUGACUCGAGGAGGUUCUGCAGCUCCACAGCUCAGAACCUCAGAACCAGACGUUCACUUCUGGUCCUUCAAAACAACAAUUUAUAGUCUGAGAACCCGGAUGAAUCCAGAUUCAGCUGAUGUGAACAGACCUGAAUCAUCAGUUCCAGCUGUGGGCGGAGCUACUGGAUUUCUGGAUCAGAAACGGAUCUGAAAACAGAUAUAGAGAAAUAGAGAUUAUAGAGAAACUUCUCAAAAUGUGAAAUUGUUUUUGACAGAAUCUCCUUUCAAAAUAAAAGCCCCCCUGUGCCAAACAGCAUCCUCCCAGUGGAGCUUUAAACUCAAACGUUUUGUUGAGUAUUUGAAUCUGAGGCCUCUUCAGGUCAGCAGAGGUGUAAAAAUCUUCAACUACCGGUAGUUUAUUUUAUAAACUGAACUAACCUGAAUUAAAAAUGCUAAUUUAGUAACCAUAAUUUAAACAAAUAGACUAUUUAUUUGUUCUCUAUCCGUAGAGCCACUGUGGAGGAGUGAAAACGUGGCGGUUGCAGACCUCUGGUUUAGGAGCAGCUUAUAUAAUAGUGGGGGCGUCUCUGACCUGAUGCUCCUCCCCCUCCAGCGGUUCAUCCGAGCCCCCGGUGGCGUUACCACGUUCAUGCGUUAACCGCGCUAACAUAGUUCCAUAGAGCGCAGCUGUAACCACUAACAGCGUUCGGACGGCGCCGUGUCUAACCUGUAGAUCUGAAAGUUCAGCGGUCACCUGGUGGGGGCGUGGCUUGUAGUGCUUCUUUUUCAUAUUUAUUUAAAUAAAGAGCUGCUCCUCUUUCUUC
This is a messenger RNA of Oryzias melastigma (Indian medaka), 7421 nucleotides long. RefSeq names its product slit homolog 1b (Drosophila) (gene slit1b). Gene Ontology annotation, biological process: axon guidance; negative chemotaxis. Lineage: Eukaryota; Metazoa; Chordata; Actinopteri; Beloniformes; Adrianichthyidae. The record is from RefSeq and is a predicted model, not a curated record. Gene Ontology annotation, molecular function: calcium ion binding; Roundabout binding; heparin binding.